Molecule: messenger RNA, 405 nt
Organism: Magallana angulata
Lineage: Eukaryota; Metazoa; Mollusca; Bivalvia; Ostreida; Ostreidae
Exons: 1
Coding region: 15-365 (116 amino acids)
Source: RefSeq, a predicted model, not a curated record
ACGAAGCUUUCGACAUGGACCUUUCGGGCUUGAUUGUUAUAGGGGGGCUAGUUCUUGUUGCGGUGUUGCGGUAUCUCCUCAGGAGAUACAGCAACUUCAUCGUCGUCCGUGAACGUCGACAGGCGGGUGCAGCGUCACUUUCCAACCCCCAACUGAUGCCAGGACGAGCCGCGGAGCAGCGCCGGGAGGCCCUCAGUCAACUGUUCAGGACAGCGAAGCCGGCCGAGGACAUCCCACCAAUUCUCAUGGAGGAACUGGUGAGGAGGAUCAAGAAAGAGCCAGUGACCCCACCCCGCGCCCAGUCCAUGCCAGUGCUCACCCCGACCAAUUCAUGUCUUUGUAUACCUUACUUCAAAACUUUUUAGGCUCUCUCUUUCUCUCUCUCUCUCUCAAUUACAAAAAAUC